AUUUAAGAAGGCUGCGCAAUAACCGACGGGCCAAAUCGCGGCAGUGACGGUCGCGGCCACGCGCUACCACUUCAAAUAUAACGAUAAAUGAAUUCGUUUUAGUAUCGUUAAAGCACAAUCGCAAUGCCUGCCGACUCAACUCUCAUCGUUGCUGUGGAAGAGAAGGAGGAGAGUCCGUUUCAAAGUCUCGUUGAGAGAUCGAAACACGAGGAUUUUAUCAGGCGGGCGGUGGAUCUGCUGGUGGAAAGGGUGGUGUUUGGAAGAUCGUCGAGGAACGCUAAGGUCGUGGAGUGGGCUACACCCUCGGAGAUCAAGACCGCUAUAGACUUGAAGCCGAGGGACAACCCCGUGUCUCAUGAUGAGCUUCUCGCCAUCAUAGCUGAUGUAGCGCGUUACUCAGUCAACACUGGCCAUCCAUACUUCGUCAACCAACUGUUCUCAUCAGUAGACCCUUACGGUCUUAUUGGCCAAUGGCUGACUGACGCCUUGAACCCCAGUGUAUACACCUAUGAAGUGGCUCCAGUCUUCACCCUUAUGGAGGAGGAAGUAUUGAGGGAGAUGAGGAGCAUCGUUGGCUGGCCUGAGGGGGAAGGAGAUGGCAUAUUCAGCCCUGGAGGCUCGAUCGCAAACGGAUAUGCUAUCAGCUGCGCCCGGUAUUACUUCUACCCUGAGGUUAAGAACAAAGGCGUAUACGCUGUACCAAAGCUGGUGUUAUUCACGUCGGAACUCGCUCACUACUCUACGAAAAAAUUGACGACAUUCAUGGGAAUAGGUGGAGACAAUUGCAUCCUUGUAAAAACCACCGAAAAUGGUAAAAUGGAUGUUGAGGACUUGGAGACUAAGAUCAACGAAGCAAUAGAAGACGGCGCUACGCCGUUCCUAGUGACUGCAACUUCUGGGACUACGGUGUAUGGCGCCUUCGAUCCUCUGGUGGAGAUAUCUGCGCUGUGCAAGAAGUAUAACCUGUGGCUGCAUGUAGAUGCUGCAUGGGGUGGUGGCGCUCUGAUGUCCAGGAAACAUAGACACCUUCUAGCUGGUAUUGAGAUGGCCGACUCUGUAACGUGGAACCCUCACAAGCUCUUGGCCGCUCCGCAACAAUGCUCCACGUUUCUAAUUAGACACAAGAACAUCCUCAAGGACGGGCACUCGUCGGAAGCCAAGUACCUCUUUCAGAAGGACAAAUUCUACGACACUUCAUACGACACGGGGGAUAAACACAUUCAGUGCGGCCGCCGCGCCGACGUCCUCAAAUUCUGGUUCAUGUGGAAGGCGAAAGGGAGCGAGGGCUUCGAGAAACACAUCGACAGGUUGUUCGACAAUGCGCAGUUCUUCGUCGACCACAUCAGACAACGGGAAGGGUUCCGUCUCGUCAUCGACAACCCAGAAUGCACCAACAUCAUGUUCUGGUACGUUCCUACUUGCCUCCGCGGCCGCGAAAACGACCCAGAUUACAAAGAAAGGCUACACAAGGUUGCACCAAAAAUAAAAGAGCGAAUGAUAAAGGAAGGAAGUAUGAUGGUCACGUAUCAACCGCAAGGUAACUUGAUAAAUUUCUUCCGUAUCGUUUUCCAAAACUCCGCUUUGGAUCACAAAGAUAUGAUUUAUUUCGCUAAUGAGUUCGAAAGGCUUGGCAAGGAUAUCGUAGUAUAAAACUCCUAUUGUAUACCAAGCUGUAACGUUGUACAAAUAUUGCAUCAUGUAACCUGUGAUUUUAAUUUGCGAUUAGAGUUAUUAAUAAUUACAUUAUUAGAAUUAUUAAUAAUUUUACUGUAAAGAUUAUUUUAUGCACUAACAAGAUAAUGUAGAGUUAGUGAGCGUGGCGCUAAUAAAGUAAUAUAUUUAUUGUUGUAAUACU
Molecule: messenger RNA, 1855 nt
Organism: Pectinophora gossypiella (pink bollworm)
Lineage: Eukaryota; Metazoa; Arthropoda; Insecta; Lepidoptera; Gelechiidae
Gene: black
Product: cysteine sulfinic acid decarboxylase
Exons: 4
Coding region: 124-1650 (508 amino acids)
Biological process (GO): carboxylic acid metabolic process
Cellular component (GO): cytoplasm
Molecular function (GO): pyridoxal phosphate binding; carboxy-lyase activity
Source: RefSeq, a predicted model, not a curated record